Venustampulla echinocandica is the source of this 1254-nucleotide messenger RNA. RefSeq names its product IlvA, threonine dehydratase. The record is from RefSeq and is a predicted model, not a curated record. The transcript has 3 exons. Gene Ontology annotation, molecular function: pyridoxal phosphate binding; magnesium ion binding; D-serine ammonia-lyase activity. NCBI's taxonomy places the organism in Eukaryota, Fungi, Ascomycota, Leotiomycetes, Helotiales, Pleuroascaceae. Gene Ontology annotation, biological process: pyruvate biosynthetic process; L-serine metabolic process; D-serine biosynthetic process. Bases 1 to 1254 code for a protein of 417 amino acids.
AUGGCAGACCCCGCCAAAUCCCCUCCUCUUACCAGGACCUCAGUCAUUGCAGCACACGCUCUCGUAAAGGAACAUAUCCACUACACGCCAGUGCUCACCAACUCGACCCUCACUAAUCUAGCAUCAACACCUCAGUCAGCUACUACGCUCGCAGAUACACAAUGGGCGGGUCAGGAACCGGCCAGGCCACAGAUACGACUGUGGUUCAAAUGCGAGAAUCUGCAAAGGGUGGGAGCGUUUAAGGUCCGCGGGGCUUUUCAUGCAUUGAAGAGGUUGAUAGAAGAGCCCGGGUGGGAGGAGGGAGGGGGACGGGAAAGGGGCGUUGUAACGCAUAGUUCUGGCAACCACGCACAAGCCCUUUCUCUCGCGGCUCGAACAAUGGGUAUACCUGCGUACAUCGUGAUGCCCAAAAUCUCGACACCCUCCAAGGUCGCGGCUACCAAAGGCUACGGUGCAAAAGUCAUAUUCAGCGGGAGCACAAGCACGGAGAGAGAGGCUGUGGUGGAGGAUGUGAUUAAGGAUACGGGCGCGAGACUAGUCCCUCCGUACGAUCAUCCGGAUAUCAUGCUCGGACAAGGGACGUUAGGGCUGGAAUUACAGGAACAAGUAGAGCGGCUGAUAUUAGAGGGCACAGGGGAGCAGGCAAAGUGCAGUCUUGCUGUGAAAUCCAAGGGUCUUGAUGCCAUUAUCACCCAGUGUGGUGGGGGAGGCAUGCUCUCCGGUACAGCGCUCAGCUGUGAAGGUACCGGUAUUCUCGUCUUCGGCGCCGAGCCAGAGUUCGAAGGCGCAGAUGAUUGCAAACGCGGUCUGGAGGCUGGGAAAAGGAUCGAGACCGUCAAAACCCUUACGAUUGCUGAUGGGUUGCGGACUCCUGUUGGGGCUAUUCCUUGGACUGUCAUUCACGAUAGGAAACUAGUUAGGGCUAUGUAUAGUGUUACAGAAGAGCAGAUUAAAAGGGCUCUGAGGCUUGUGCUAGAGAGAAUGAAGCUGGUCGUUGAACCAAGUGCUGUAGUGGGACUUGCCGUCGUGCUGUAUAAUGAGGACUUCAGGAGGUUGGUUGAGAAAGAGGGCGGCGAGGAGGGGUGGGAUUUGGGUCUUGUCUUUAGCGGUGGGAAUAUGGCUAAAACGACAAUUUCUUCACUUACACUCCCGCCAAAUGCUAGACUUGUCGAUCUAGAGAUUACAGCAGAGAUUGGGCCUGACAUGUAUGAUACACCUGAAGAGGUGAGGUUUGAUACUUCUUGUGGGCAAUGA